AUGAAAAUCCUUAUUUCUGGCGAAACUGGGACUGGUAAAGAGUUGGUCGCCCGUGCGCUUCACAAAAACAGCGGUAGAUCGGGAGAGAUGGUUUCUGUCAACUGUGCGGCGAUGCCGGAGAACUUAUUGGAGAGUGAGUUGUUUGGGCAUGAGAAAGGGGCAUUUACAAGUGCCGAGGCACGGCGUAUCGGUAAGUUUGAAAGGGCACACAAAGGAACACUCUUUCUUGAUGAAAUCGGCGAGAUGCCGCUUUCUAUGCAACCGAAGUUGUUACGUGCGAUUGAGGAUAACCAGAUUGAACGCAUUGGUGGCGAAAAGCCAAUUCUGGUGGAUGUCCGAAUUGUAGUCGCUACCAAUAGAGAUCUGGCAGAAGCCGUUAGGGAUGGGACGUUUCGUGAAGACCUCUAUUAUCGGUUGAAUGUUGUCCCUAUAUCGUUACCUCUGUUGUCAGAACGGCAGGGAGGAUAUUGA
Molecule: messenger RNA, 471 nt
Organism: Geodia barretti
Lineage: Eukaryota; Metazoa; Porifera; Demospongiae; Tetractinellida; Geodiidae
Source: the annotation of a GenBank genome assembly